AUGGAAAUGGAGCCGCACUGGCAGGACCCUCGCUGGGCUGGGAGGAAGGAAGAGGCACUGACAGGAGCCAAAAGGCAUGUGCAGGGCUCCUCACACAGGGUGGCUGACAGACCCACAAAGAGGCUGAAAUGUGAAAAAGAUAGUCUAGUAAAAUCAGAACCAAAAGGAGUUAAAUGUGGAAGUGGAAACCUCGCUGCAUUGGGGGAAACACCUAAAACGUCUGAUGGGGAUGGAUGUUCAGAAGAUCCAGGAGACUGCAAUAGAAUUCCAGAGAAGAAAGGUGAAAGCAUUCCAGAGUCUAAGGAAGACAAACAGGAGGAGCACAGUGCUCCUCUGGAGCCACGUGCACUGAAGUCAAGCAGUGCUCCUUCAGUAAUGGACAGUAAAGAGGAGAGCAGCUGUGAGAGUCUGCUUUCAGAUGGGUCUAGCUUGGAGGACACGGAUCUGAAGAAGCCCACCCAGCUGGACAGCAGUGCUUUCUUGGAUGAGGACAGCAACCAGCCCAUGCCAGUGGCCCGGUUCUUCGGGGAUGUCGAGCUGCUCAGGGAUCUUCCAGCAGUUGCUCUCCCAAGCACAGCCACGAGCAGGAGAGAGUUCAGGAAGCUACAUUUCAUUGCAAAGGAAGAUGAAGAGGAGGAGGAUGAAGAGGAUGUUGCCUAA
Messenger RNA from Chaetura pelagica (chimney swift), 660 nucleotides. RefSeq names its product chromosome unknown open reading frame, human C1orf174 (gene CUNH1orf174). The transcript is spliced from 3 exons. Lineage: Eukaryota; Metazoa; Chordata; Aves; Apodiformes; Apodidae. The coding region runs from base 1 to 660 and encodes 219 amino acids. The record is from RefSeq and is a predicted model, not a curated record.